This is a messenger RNA of Equus caballus (horse), 2188 nucleotides long. It is a transcript of the gene SLC11A1, whose product is annotated as solute carrier family 11 member 1. Gene Ontology annotation, cellular component: plasma membrane; phagocytic vesicle membrane. Lineage: Eukaryota; Metazoa; Chordata; Mammalia; Perissodactyla; Equidae. Gene Ontology annotation, molecular function: manganese ion transmembrane transporter activity; cadmium ion transmembrane transporter activity; metal cation:proton antiporter activity. Gene Ontology annotation, biological process: metal ion transport; intracellular iron ion homeostasis; response to lipopolysaccharide. The record is from RefSeq and is a predicted model, not a curated record.
UCAGAUCUCACGUAGGAGGCACAGAACAUGGGUGCCUGGAACGGGGCCAGAGAUAUUGUGGGGCUCAGGCCAGGAGGGGAGUGAAGUCUCCACCGUGGCCAACCAGGCCUUCCGCAGAGCCGGCCACUUCUGCCUUUGGAAAGUGUUUCACAAUGCCCCACGUUUGUGAGGCCAGUGAGCUCAGCUGAGGAUGGGUCGAGGGUGUGGGCUCACACACUCACAUGCACCAGCACCCAGACAGGGAGCACAGGCCGAGGAGCUGCCGGGCAGGCGGGGCCCACGCAGAGAGUGCCAGAGCCUGCCGUCCUCAUGACAGGUGACAGUGGAGCCCCAAGGCUAAGCCGGCCCAGCUAUGGCUCCAUCUCCAGCUCACCCAGCCCAGGGCCACAGCAAGCACCUCCCGGAGGGACCUACCUGAGUGAGAAGAUCCCCAUCCCGGACACGGAACAGGGCACGUUCAGCCUUCGGAAGCUGUGGGCCUUCACUGGGCCGGGCUUCCUCAUGAGCAUCGCUUUCCUGGAUCCAGGAAACAUCGAGUCGGACCUUCAGGCUGGCGCUGUGGCUGGAUUCAAACUGCUCUGGGUGCUGCUGUGGGCCACAGUGUUGGGUUUACUCUGCCAGCGACUUGCUGCCCGGCUGGGUGUGGUGACAGGAAAGGACUUGGGCGAGGUCUGUCAUCUCUACUACCCUAAGCUGCCCCGCACCAUCCUCUGGCUGACCAUCGAGCUGGCCAUCGUGGGCUCGGACAUGCAGGAGGUCAUCGGCACCGCGAUUGCAUUCAAUCUGCUCUCAGCUGGACGGGCUGAGGAAGCUGGAAGCCUUUUUUGGAUGCCUUAUUACCAUCAUGGCCUUGACCUUCGGCUACGAGUACGUGGUGGCCCGUCCCGCUCAGGGGCCGCUUCUCCGAGGCCUGUUCCUGCCCUCCUGCCCCGGCUGCGGCCACCCCGAGCUCCUGCAGGCCGUGGGCAUCGUCGGCGCCAUCAUCAUGCCGCACAACAUCUACCUGCACUCGGCGCUGGUCAAGUCUCGAGAGAUAGACCGGUCCCGCCGGGCGGACAUCCGAGAAGCCAACAUGUACUUCCUGAUCGAGGCCACCAUCGCCCUGUCCGUCUCCUUCUUGAUCAACCUCUUCGUUGUGGCCGUCUUUGGGCAGGCCUUCUACCAGCAGACCAACCAGGCUGUGUUCAACAUCUGUGCCAGCAGCCACCAGGACUACGCCAAGAUCUUCCCCAGGAACAACCUGACCGUGGCCGUGGACAUUUACCAGGGAGGCGUGAUCCUGGGCUGCCUCUUCGGCCCCGCGGCGCUCUACAUCUGGGCCGUGGGUCUCCUGGCGGCCGGGCAGAGCUCCACCAUGACCGGCACCUACGCGGGACAAUUCGUGAUGGAGGGCUUCCUGAAGCUGCGGUGGUCACGCUUCGCCCGCGUCCUCCUCACUCGCUCCUGCGCCAUCCUGCCCACCGUGCUCGUGGCCGUCUUCAGGGACGUGAGAGACCUGUCAGGCCUCAACGACCUGCUCAACGUGCUGCAGAGCUUGCUGCUUCCCUUCGCUGUGCUGCCCAUCCUCACCUUCACCAGCAUGCCCGCCAUCAUGCAGGAGUUUGCCAAUGGCCUGUGAGUACUCCCCGGCCCAAGCACUGGACUGGCAUUACUGCAUUUGAUCCUCAGAGCCCCCAGGAGGCUGAGCAAGAUCGUCACUUCCUUCAUCAUGGCGCUGGUCUGUGCCAUCAAUCUCUACUUCGUGGUCAGCUACCUGCCCAGCCUCCCCCACCCCGCCUACUUCGGCCUCGUAGCCCUGCUGGCCGCGGCCUACCUGUGCCUCACCACCUACCUGGUCUGGACCUGUUCAAUCGCCCACGGAGCCACCCUUCUGGCCCACAGCUCCCACCAGCGCUUCUUGUACGGGGUUCCUGAAGAGCAGCCAGAGCCCUCCGGAUGAACUCCCACCCCGGGGCCUGGCUGCCGGUGGCAUGAGUGGGUGGCAUGGGUGCGGCAGACUGGGUGCUGGAUGGGGGGCGGGGGGAGGCGGGGGUGGAGGCAGCAAGACGGCGUGGAGCAGCCUGGGUUCCACAGAGACCUGCUGUUUCCUAGUUCGGGCAACUGAUUAACCUCUGGGUUUCAAUGUCCUCAUCUGUAAAAUGGGGACACCACCAAUCCUGCAAUGGAUGUAAAGCACUUUAACACAGUA